AUGUCUCCAUUCUGCCUAGUUUUUGGGAAAGCGUACUACCUCCCAUUAGAGAUAGAACAGAAGGCAUAUUGGACUAUGAAACGGUUGAACAUGGAUUUGAAGGCCGUCGGUGAAAAGUGUUUAUUGCAGCUUAAUGAGUUAGAUGAAUUCAGGAUGGAAGCAUAUGAAAACUCGAAACUUAUUAAAGAAUGCAUCAAAAAGUGGCAUGAUCUACAUAUUCAGAGAUCAAGGUGGUCGGUUCCUUACACUGUCACUAAAGUUCUACCAUAUGGAGCUAUACAAGUCAAUCAUGAAACAAAAGGAACGUUCACAGUUAAUGGGCAAAGGUUGAAACACUACUCGGACAAGGACUUCUCCAAGCAAAAGUCCACUGUUCAACUCGGAAAUGCCUAA
This is a messenger RNA of Olea europaea var. sylvestris, 393 nucleotides long. RefSeq lists its product as uncharacterized. The record is from RefSeq and is a predicted model, not a curated record. NCBI's taxonomy places the organism in Eukaryota, Viridiplantae, Streptophyta, Magnoliopsida, Lamiales, Oleaceae. The transcript is spliced from 2 exons. The coding region runs from base 1 to 393 and encodes 130 amino acids.